GGCUUACGUCUCCUUAUAUGGAAAGAUCGUUUCCAGACGUAGAAGGAUGUACUAGUUAAUAAUCCAUUCGCCGGGGUUAAAUUAACUAAUGUCGAGUUCGGAAUAAUCCGAUUCGACUAAAAACGAAAGGGAGAGAAGUUUAGAGCCGAAUGAGUUCGCACUGACUCGGAUUAACGAGAGGUGACGGUUUCGGUCGGUGAUUUUUGCUGGGAACUAUUUCGUCACUCGGAUAGAUACAGUCGGUUCGCGUCUAAAGUGUUUACCCGUGUGGAAGAAUUGGAAGUCAGUUGAUGCGAACAUGUCGGAGUGAGCGUUUGCGCGAUAUUUAGUUCUUUAAUUAAUGAUUUUUUGCUCUUUAAUUAAUAAUAUGCAGAGUAAUAUAGUGUCGAAACAGGAGGAUGUUUACCAGAGUAGUUGUGCCGUCUUUCGUAUGAAUGGUGCAAACGAAAGAGCGAUGAUAGAAGCCAACGGAGGUGGACAGACUUAUCUCGGACAUAAACGAAAGAUGGAAGAAGAGGAGAACACGGGACAAGAAAGCAAAAAAUCACUUCCACCCAACGGUAAAAAAACGAAAGGCAGAGUCAAAAUCAAAAUGGAAUUCAUUGAUAAUAAGUUAAGACGUUACACAACUUUCAGCAAGCGUAAAACCGGGAUUAUGAAAAAGGCUUAUGAAUUAUCGACACUAACAGGCACUCAGGUAAUGUUGCUGGUAGCGAGCGAAACAGGACACGUAUAUACAUUUGCUACCAGAAAACUGCAACCAAUGAUCACGAGUGAGGCAGGUAAAGCCUUAAUCCAAACAUGUUUAAAUUCUCCCGAUCCUCCAGGAGGAAACGGGAGCACAGCACCCGAUCAAAGGAUGAGCGCAACUGGAUUCGAAGAGACUGACCUGACAUACAGCGUGACAGAUGAAACCGACAAUAAAAUGUCUCACCUUCCAAAUUUGAACCAGAUUCCCGAAUACACAACGCAGAAACUCCCCCCUUUCUAUAUGAUCUAGCGUUUGUUGUUAUAGAAGUAAAACCCAUUGAUGGGUCGACAGUCUGGCACCCGCAGCCUUGGAAUCGACGUCAAGCGUCCUUGCUGCAGGCAAACCACAGCCUAUGUCCAUAUAUGGAGACAGUACCUUAUUUGUCACACUUCUACACUCCUUAUAAGCUGCACUUGCCAUAGAAGGAAGUCAGCGCCUGGAUCACGUGACUGUAGUGAUUGGUUCGUCUCCUUUCGAUGUACCCUGUGCCAUAUAUGGAAGUUGUCGGAGCUGGCUCCGUCUCUACAUUCCAGGCUUUGGUUCUACUCGUGUUUUUUUAAUUUCGUUAAUUUAAAAAAAAAUUUUAACUAACAAAUGUGUGCUUUUUUGCUUAACACUGUGUGUUAACACUGUUAUGUUUAUUUUGCUGUAUUGAUGUACCCAUGUGCAUGAUGUGAUGAUGUCUUGAUGCACGAUAAAUGUGAGACCUGCUUCCAUUAAAAAAAAAAAAAUGUAAACAAAACCGAAAGUAAAUUUAUAUAUUAAUUUUAUAAAUAUAUAUAUAAAUACAUUAAAAAUAUAUAUAUAUAUUUUAUUUUACCUGCGUCUCUAAAGUUAUAUUGUUACUAAAGUAGUUCAAAUUGUUAAAGAAUCUCAUGUAAAACAAGGUGUUUAUGUUUGUGUUGUGGAAUUAUUUUUAUAUUUGGGAUCUAUUUGUUAUAUAAAUGGACUGGCAGGUAUCCAGUUAUUUUUGAAAUAUUUCUAUUUAUGGAAAAUAAAAAAAAAAAUUAAGCUCCUUAACUUUGGAGUUGGAGCAUUUUGUAAUCAAUCACAUAAAUAAAUAAUAAAGAUUGGUUCUUUUGUAAAUGGUUUUGUUCUUCUGAUCGCAUGAUUAAGAUGGCAUGAUGACUGUUUAACUCAAGAUUAAAAAUAAGCCCUCCUUUAGUGCAUCAAGCUAUCCUUUGCUGAAUAAUCAUAAGCAUAUUAUCCACGAAUAUUUUUUUAGAAUAAAUGUAAAAUGAUAAUAAAUAUAAUCCAAUAAUCGCAUUUUAAUACUUUUUUUUAAAAGAGCUUUCGUUACUUAAAUAUUAACAAUUAUGUCUAAUUUUCAAUUGAAAAAAAAACCUUGAAAAAUCGUUAUCGCUUCGAAUCUUAAAUUCUUUAAUGUUUGAUCGAAAUUCGAUGUUUCCGGAUAUUCCUUUCAUAGCUUAGAGGUCUUUGUAUACUGUAUAUAAAGAGCGUGAUUAAGUUUUGUAAGUUCAACGUUGACAAAUUUAAUCGUAGCGAAUAAUCAGAUAAGGUAAUGCGAAUUAAGAAAGCACUAGAUAAUCAGACAUAUUUCAUUCAAUGGAACGACAAUGAGAAAAAGAGACUCUUACUCGAGUAAGUAACUUUAAGUAUCGGCUAAUGAUCAAUUUUUGCUAUAGAUAAGGUAUAAGUGUUAUUAACACAUUCCUGUUUACGAAAAUCGCUUUCCUUGUAAGGACUAUUCAUUCAGCAAAAGCGCAGUUGUUAUUUCAUAUACACAACAAAUUACAACCGACCUCUUUAGUUAUUUUUAGAAUCUCCCACUCUUGCAUAAGUCGCGAACGUUUCAAAAAUAAUGUUUAUCAACAUGGAAAUUUCUUUUCUUAUUCCGAAUUUUGCUCGAUUAUAUACGGUUUAAAAUCAUUUUAAAUCUUUACAUAGGAUCCUCGUACGGGCGAAUAGAAUACGACUUACGAUAAAGUCACAUUCUACUGGCAAAACGGCAGGUUUUUUGUUAUUAAAUAUGAGAUAAUUUGUAUUACUUUGGCAUCUUAGAUGUUGCUCAUCUCACUCGUUAGUGGCCUGUUACGGAAC
Messenger RNA from Centruroides sculpturatus (bark scorpion), 2812 nucleotides. Its product is annotated as serum response factor homolog. Gene Ontology annotation, molecular function: DNA-binding transcription factor activity, RNA polymerase II-specific; protein dimerization activity; RNA polymerase II cis-regulatory region sequence-specific DNA binding. NCBI's taxonomy places the organism in Eukaryota, Metazoa, Arthropoda, Arachnida, Scorpiones, Buthidae. Gene Ontology annotation, biological process: positive regulation of transcription by RNA polymerase II. Bases 341 to 1000 code for a protein of 219 amino acids. The transcript is spliced from 3 exons. The record is from RefSeq and is a predicted model, not a curated record.